GGGGUUAAUAAAUUAAGAUUUAAACAAAUUUAACAUCCGUUUAUCAAUAAUGUGGCGAUUAUUGGUAACUAUCAGUGCUUUCAUAACCAUCUCAAAAGCACAGUCUUCGGGACGACUCAAUGUGUUAUCCAAUGAAUUACUGCAACAAUUCAUGACUCGUUUGGAUAACAAUCAAAACUUAGAGGACAUUGCCUUUGAUUCCCGAAAUACAAACCCAAUCCGAGUGGCGAAGGGAUCGCCCGACUAUGAAAUACAUCCUUUUAGAUUUCAAACCAGAGAUGACAUCCUUCUGCCACGAGAGCCAUCGCCACGAAAGGAGUAUUUGGAGCACUCGUCCCUCUGGGGGCACCAGUAUAUGCAGGGCGGCGCCGGUGAGGGCAGUCAACGGCUCAAACCUGACGGUAGCAUUAAAAACGUUCAGGUGAUCAAAACCGAUGCAGUACUACCAGCCUAUUGUAAUCCACCGAAUCCCUGUCCAAUUGGAUAUACCUCCGAAGAUGGAUGCCUUGAAGACUUCGAAAACACUGCGGCAUUCAGUCGAGACUACCAGUCCUCUCAGGAAUGUAUGUGCGAUACGGAGCACAUGUUUGACUGCCCCGGAAAUACCGAUGAGAAUGAAUUGGAAACACUCGCCCGGAGUAUACAGAACGAGGGGAUUAUGGACUCGACUUUAGAUAAAUUAGUCGAUAAUAUCCGAGUCGACGAUUCCGAGCAUAAAGUUGUGGCCAAAAAGUUUUUCACUAAACAGAAUCAUAACCACUAUUUAAAACAGGUCGUCAAAAAGGCCAGAGAUGUUGGCGCCAAAGCACACAAACUCACAAAUAAUCCGUUCCUAACGGGAGAUAAGCUUCCAGUUGUGGCUAAAAAGAAUCAUAACCACUAUUUAAAACAGGUCGUCAAAAAGGCCAGAGAUGUUGGCGCCAAAGCACACAAACUCACAAAUAAUCCGUUCCUAACGGGAGAUAAGCUUCCAGUUGUGGCUAAAAAGGUACCCCAUUUGGCAAAAGGCAUUUAA
This is a messenger RNA of Oppiella nova, 1015 nucleotides long. The record is from the annotation of a GenBank genome assembly. NCBI's taxonomy places the organism in Eukaryota, Metazoa, Arthropoda, Arachnida, Sarcoptiformes, Oppiidae.